AUGGCGGUCAAGAUCGGCAUCAACGGAUUUGGGCGAAUCGGUCGCAUGGUCUUCCAGGCCAGCCGUGAUCCGGGAGUACUUUGCCUACCAGAUGAAGUACGCCACGACACGGUGCACGGCCAGUUCAAGCACGACGUGAAGGUCGGUGAGAAGGACGAGCUGAUCGUGAACGGCAACAAGAUCAAGUGCCUGGGCGAGGCUGAUGCGAGCAUCCUUGGUUAUCCUUGGUUCGUGUUGUGCCUGUUCACCGGAAGUCCGUGUGAAGCAGUGGGCAAAGUGCGCACAAGGUGCAUCCAGGCCAGCCGCGAGGGCCCCAAGGCCCUGCCUUGGAAGGACAUGGGCGUCAAGUACGUCAUCGAGUCCACCGGCCUCUUUGUGGAGUACGAGUGGCUGGGCUCUGUAGUUCUGGGCAGUAGAGGCAGGAAGGCCGCAGGCCACAUUGAGGCAGGCGCCGAGAAGGUCAUCAUCUCCGCCCCCGGCAAAGGCAACCUGAGCCUUGCCAGCUCAGAGAAGCGCAGGGGCUUUGCAGUAGGGAAGACGCUGGUCAUGGGCGUGAACCACACCGAGUAUGACAAGGCCGCCUGUGCAGUCCGCACUCGUCCGGGCUUGCUGUCGUGGGAGCGGCUUGCAACUUUCUAUUCAAUGAGUGCGCUGUUCUGUUUGUCGGGCCUCUCGACAUGUCGUGGGCGUGUCGUGGGCAUGUCGUGGCCGUGUCGUGGGCGUGUCGUUGUUCUGGGGCCCUGUCGCGUGCAUGUCGUGGCCGUGUCGUGGCCGUGUCGUGGCCGUGUCGCGGCCGUGUCGCGGGGGGCCUGGCACUUUGCCACGGGGCUGCGUCAUGGGCGUGUCGUGGGCAUGUCGUGGCCGUGUCGUGGCCGUGUCGUUGCUCUGGGGCCGCGUCGUGGGAAUGUCGUGGCCGUGUCGUGGCCGUCUAGUGCUCGCGUCGUGGUCGCCAACCACCACGUGGUGAGCAACGCCUCCUGCACCACGAACUGCCUGGCCCCGAUCUGCCACGUGCUCCUCAAGGAGGGCGUCGGCAUCGAGAAGGGACUGAUGACCACCAUCCAUGCCUACACCGCCACUCAGAAGACCGUCGAUGGCGUGUCUGCCAAGGAUUGGCGAGGAGGUCGUGCAGCCGCAUGCAACAUCAUUCCUUCCGCGACCGGGGCCGCCAAGGCUGUGGGCGAGGUGCUGCCCGUCACCAAGGGCAAGCUCACAGGUAUGGCUUUCCGAGUGCCCACGCCAGACGUCUCCGUGGUGGACCUCACCUUCACCGCUGAGAAGGACACGUCGAUCGAGGAGAUCGACAAGCUCCUGAAGGCAGCCACCGAGAGCUACAUGAAGGGCGUGCUGUCCUACACGGAUGAGGAGUUGGUGUCCAUGGACUUCGUUCACAACAAGAACUCUUCCAUCUACGACUCCAAGGCCACCCUGCAGAACAACCUCCCGGGCGAGAAGCGAUUCUUCAAGGUCGUGUCCUGGUACGACAACGAGUGGGGCUACUCCAACAGGGUUGUGGACCUUCUGACGCACAUGAUCAGCGCGUAG
Messenger RNA from Symbiodinium natans, 1545 nucleotides. NCBI's taxonomy places the organism in Eukaryota, Dinophyceae, Suessiales, Symbiodiniaceae. The record is from the annotation of a GenBank genome assembly.